AAAUGAAUACGUUACUCGGUCGGUGGUUCGGUUCGGGGGACUCUUCGCAGAUCAGGUUAAUGAGUAUUGGUUGGAUUCCGCUUUUUAAUUGGUGGUCUGUGGCGCCCUCUACUGGACAAUACCUUACAUUGCAGUGAGGCGCAGCACUAGUGUUGAGAGAAGGUGCAGCGGCUCCCCCUGUCGGUUGCUGGAGGAACUGCACAUUCCAGCGUCUCCUCCACUGCCAAUUAAAAACACAGAGAGCAUUCUCUCGCUUCAGAUGGGUUCAGAAAACAUGGACAACAAACAGAACGUUCCUCUCUCUGGACCCUCAGUCCACGUAGUGAGCAGAAACCCAGCUGAACUGCGUGAAAUCAUCCUCAACAGAUUUGGGUGUGAGGCCACCUUUGAGGGCGUGGAAUUUCAGGGUGGUUCUAAAACCCUUAAAAAGAGAAAGGCACCUGCCCCCCCAUUGCAGAGGUAUGGGGUUACCCUGCCUUCAGGUGUCCGCGUGUCUGUGUGGAAGGCCGACCUCACACAAUUAAACGUGGAUGCUGUUGUGAAUGCUGCCAACACUCAGCUUAGCCAUGGCGGUGGCCUUGCUGCUGCCCUUUCUGAAGCCGGUGGGCCACAGAUCAAACGUUACAGCGAUGAUUAUAUUCGCAAACAUGGUCGCUUGAAGACAGGACAAGCAAUCAUCUGCGAUGCAGGGUCUUUACCAUGCAAGAAAUUGAUUCAUGCUGUGGGGCCAUAUGUAGCAAAAAGCUCUCAAGUUAAUAAACAAGCUAGAUCAGAGCUGGAGACAGUCAUAAGGAGCAUUCUUGAAAUAGUUGUAAAACAUCAGCUGAACACGGUUGCCAUCCCUGCCAUAAGCUCUGGAUUGUUCAACUACCCCCUGGAAGACUGUGCACGCACCAUUGUGACCACAGUGAAGCGCUACUUUGAGUCCUUGCACAGUUCCAGGUUUUUCCAGAACCCUAUAGAGAUCCAGCUGGUGAACAAUGAUGACCCCACAGUUACGGCGAUGUUGAAGGCUUGCAAUCAGAUACUAGGAUCUACGUCCUCCAUGUCAUACAGCCAGGCUGUAUCAAGCAACACGAGAAGCUCUGCCAACACACCACCCAUCACUGUCCAGAUUGGAAAUGUCCUCGUGAGGCUCAUGAAGGACAGGAUUGAAGAGCAGCGAACGGACGUCAUCGUAAACACAGCAUCACCGAGUAGAGAUCUGACCACUGGUGCGAUAUCUCAGGCUUUGUUGAAUAAAGCUGGAUAUAAGAUGCAGCAGGAAAUAAGAAAUGCUCAGCAAAGGGGCCACAUCGUUGUCACAAAACCCUACAAUCUCAAGUGUAAAGAGGUGUUCCACACCUUUUGUGUUGACAAAAGAAUAGACUUCAGUGCCUCGCAGGUUCUGUUCGCUUCCGUAUUGGACUGCUUGAAUAUGGCAGAGAGACAUGAUCACAAGUCAAUCGCUUUUCCUGCGAUCGGGACCGGAGCUCUGGGCUUCACUGGACAAGAAGUGGCUUCCAUCAUGUCCCAGGCAGUGAUGAACUUUGCAAAACAUCGUAAAGACAGAUUUGAAGUUCAUUUUGUUAUAUUUCCUUCUGACGUCGGCACAUUUGAGGCUUUUGAAAAGGAGAUGGAAUCCCUCAAAUCACAACAAUCAACUGCCAACGUUCCUCUUGCGUUGGCGAACCCAGAUGAGUCCCGCAGCAAGAAAGCUGGGACUCCACACAUCAGCCUGAUGGGCCCGUCCGCUGAAUCGAUAAGAGAGGCCAAGAGAUGGCUCAGUGACCUUUUCAGAUCCUCUGACCACAUUACUAUCCAGAACAACUUCAUCCAGCACUUCAGUGGCCAGGAAUAUCAGCAGCUGGCUUGGUUCAUCCAGGAUGGAGUCUCCGUGGAGGAGUUUUUCACAAAGGGCCACGCUUGCAUAAGUUUGAACAGUGAAUCACAAGAAAGCGUCACUGAAGCUGCACUGCAGGUGGAGGCCAUGCUCCAGGAAGUCCAGAAGGCGUUUGUGAAAGAGGAAACGAAAGAAAUUCAACUGAUGACACAAAGUGAAGUUCUGUUCUGUGACAGAAAACCAGUUGACGUGUCAAGCCAUGAGUUCAUUGACGUAGUUAAGCCUUUCAAAAAUUCGCUGCUGAGCCCAGUGAAGGUGGAAAAAGUUGAAAACACCGCACUGGACAUCCUGUUUGGCCUCAAGCAAAGUCAGCUGCAGUGCAAUUCAACUCGAAAAAUGUACCAAUGCAUCCCUGCACAGUUCUGCAACAUGAUCAGCCGUGUUGGAUUCCACGCAGAGAUUGCACCACCAGAAGCUCCAGACUUCGGAGAGGGCAUCUACUUUGCUGCCACAGUGGAGAAAGCCAGGGAUUUGUGGAGGGGGAGUAAAGAAGAGUAUCUCUACUUUGUUGAGGCUGUGGUGCUGGAAGGAAACUCCACCCGUGGAAAACCAGGGCUCAUCUUUCCACCAAGUGAUUCCCAGGGGUCGUUCAACAGUGUGAAUGGAGGGAAGGAGAUCGUGGUCAUAUUCAGCGGCUACCAGGCUCUGCCCAGGUACAUCAUCACCUGUGGGAAAUAGUUUAUCCCAGAACACCGUCAUCCAGUGAAGACGUCUGCCAUCAGACAGAAAUUACAAAUUCAUAUGAAGUAGUUCACAAUAAUCUAAAGAAUUACUUCAUUUCCCUGUUGCUCAUUACUGAAGUAUUUGCAGCAGGAUUCAGAUUUUUCUUUUGCUCUUUGAUUGCGAUGGUGACAUAACUGUGUGAAGUCCAGCUGUAAUGAUGUACUGAGAUGUAAAAACUACUGAGGGCACAGAGUUAAUGACAGUCACAUGAUAGAUGCUGUGCAAAGAUAGAGCCACAGCUCUUUUAAAUGAAGUCGAUUGGUUUUGUUUAGAGGAAGAUGGGCAAAUAAUCACUUGUGUGCUGUAUAUAAUUUUGGUUUGAGCUGAUGAUGCCUGUUGAUUUUUUUUUUAUUUUCUUUGCUGUAAUUUUAAGCCAAUGAUUCUGGGAUGGAUGGUAAUGUGAAUGAUUGUUGAUAUAUUGAAAUAAACAUCACAAAUG
Messenger RNA from Salarias fasciatus (jewelled blenny), 3044 nucleotides. Its product is annotated as protein mono-ADP-ribosyltransferase PARP9-like. Bases 260 to 2560 code for a protein of 766 amino acids. NCBI's taxonomy places the organism in Eukaryota, Metazoa, Chordata, Actinopteri, Blenniiformes, Blenniidae. The transcript is spliced from 9 exons. The record is from RefSeq and is a predicted model, not a curated record. Gene Ontology annotation, biological process: positive regulation of type II interferon-mediated signaling pathway; protein poly-ADP-ribosylation; negative regulation of gene expression. Gene Ontology annotation, molecular function: NAD+ poly-ADP-ribosyltransferase activity; ubiquitin-like protein ligase binding; transcription corepressor activity. Gene Ontology annotation, cellular component: nucleus; cytoplasm.